Molecule: messenger RNA, 1299 nt
Organism: Sungouiella intermedia
Lineage: Eukaryota; Fungi; Ascomycota; Pichiomycetes; Serinales; Metschnikowiaceae
Source: the annotation of a GenBank genome assembly
AUGUCGUUCGUCACUGAUGAAUUGAACCAGUUACAGAAAGAGAUUCUCGCCAAGAAUCCUUUGGACGUGUUGCAGUUCUGCGCAAACUACUUCAACACAAAGUUGGCCUUGCAGAGAGCUCACUUAUGGCAGGUCCAAGGCAAGGCCAAAGCCGCCGGCAUUGAGUUGUUCCCGGGACUCGACUCCGUGGCUUUCGACAACAAGGGCCUGGGUGUAAUUCCUUCCACUCGUCAGCCCUCGUUCAAGUCGCCUUUUGGUGAUAACGACCCCCACUCAGACCACUCCAAUGAUCCCCAUGCUCCACUGCAACCUUCUGUUGCUCCUGUUGGGCUUUUCAAGGGAGGAUUUGAUGUUGGCCGCAAACCAACUUCUAAUCCCGCUCCGGAUGUGGACCCUAACGAUCACGAUGGUUCACCAGUGCCAGCUCCUCGUGCUGUACCAAAACUCCCAGUGGCUUUCAAUGCAAACAGAAGAGUAUCGGUUUCUGCUGAGGCCAUGAACCCGGACAAGUUCAAAUCGGACUCAUGGAAGCCUCCUGUGAAUGAUUUGACUCCUGAGCAAAGAGCAGAGUUGGCCAAAACCUUGUCGCGUAAUUUCUUGUUCCAGCAGUUGGACGUCAACAGUAAAAAGACCGUGGUGGCAGCCUUGAUGAAGAAGGAGUUUCCAAAGGGCACUGAAAUUAUCACCCAGGGUGACGUUGGUGAUUACUUCUAUAUAAUCGAGUCAGGUACUGUGGACUUUUAUGUCAACGGAACGAAGGUCAACACCUCCAGCGAUGGCUCCUCCUUCGGAGAAUUGGCAUUGAUGUACAAUUCUCCAAGAGCAGCAACUGCAGCUGCAGCAUGUGAUGUGACUUGUUGGGCAUUGGACAGAGCAACCUUCCGUCGUAUCUUGUUGGAGGGCACAUUCAACCGUAGAAUCAUGUACGAGGAUUUCUUGAAGGAUGUCAAGGUCUUGUCCGGCUUGACACACCAGGAAAGAUCCAAGUUGGCUGAUGCAUUGAGCACCGAGAUGUACCAUGCUGGCCAGAACAUUGUCACUGAAGGAGAAACCGGUGACAAGUUCUACCUCAUUGAAAGUGGAACCUGUGAAAUCUCCAAACACGAUGCGGGUGUUAUUGGCAACAUCGGUAAGGGUAAAUAUUUUGGAGAGGUCGCCUUGUUAAAUGAUUUGCCCAGACAGGCUACAGUGAAGGCAUUAGAUAAUGUCAUUGUGGCCACCUUGGGCAAGUCCGGUUUCACGAGAUUGUUGGGGCCAGCGCUUGACGUGUUGAGAAAACAGGAUCCUACUGCCCACUAA